AUGCACGCGUCAACCCACGCCCUCACAGCUGGCCAUCCAACUGCCCGCCCACCCGAAGAACAACACCAGCCCCACAAGCAGCACUGGAGCUUCGAUCUAUUCCACAGCAAGCACUGCAUGGGAACAAUUGUCACGUACGAGGGUCAAGGAUCUACAGGCUGUCGUCCUAACAUCGAGAACGACGGCGCGGAGGCAUUCAUCAACCUCGAUAUGGAUCCGGGCUGCAAGGUGAAAUUUUUCCGGGAUAAAAGGUGUUCUCGACAUGCGAUGGUUGAAGAGGUCAAGACUGGAUCUCAUGAGAAGUGCAAAACUCUUUCGCGGAAGAAGACGGCUCAUAGUUUUGAGGUUUCUUGUCGGUGA
This is a messenger RNA of Penicillium concentricum, 360 nucleotides long. RefSeq lists its product as uncharacterized. Bases 1 to 360 code for a protein of 119 amino acids. The transcript has 2 exons. The record is from RefSeq and is a predicted model, not a curated record. NCBI's taxonomy places the organism in Eukaryota, Fungi, Ascomycota, Eurotiomycetes, Eurotiales, Aspergillaceae.